This is a messenger RNA of Salarias fasciatus (jewelled blenny), 4287 nucleotides long. RefSeq lists its product as uncharacterized. Gene Ontology annotation, molecular function: ATP hydrolysis activity; DNA helicase activity. The transcript is spliced from 2 exons. NCBI's taxonomy places the organism in Eukaryota, Metazoa, Chordata, Actinopteri, Blenniiformes, Blenniidae. The annotation marks the transcript as partial. The record is from RefSeq and is a predicted model, not a curated record. Gene Ontology annotation, biological process: telomere maintenance; DNA repair.
AUGCAUCAUAGGGAGAACAAAAGAGCCAUAACUAGAAGGAAGUAUCAUGACAGUGUAGAACACAGACAGCAAGUCAUUGCCCGUGUAGAGUUGAGUAGGAAGCAGAUAAAGGACAAGUCUGUUGAUUUUGGUUUUGUUAUGGAUCAUUUUGUAGAGAAGGUUAAAGACGGUCCAGACUUUGUUUGUUGCGUUUGCCAUCGGUUGCUGUUCAGGCAUCAGGUGCUGAGUUGUCAGAGGGAAGCUUAUAGUUCCAGGUCAGAAUCGGCUCGUGUAGCGAACAGGUGCAUCAGUGAAAAUUAUUUGCAUCGUUGUAGUGAGGAGUGUGCUGAGCCCUGUCAGCUGGUUCCUUCCAGAGGACACCUUUGGAUUUGCUACACCUGCCAUUCUAAGAUCAGUAAAGGUGAGACUCCAGCUGAGUGCUGGAUCAAUGACCUGCAGCUUGAUCCCAUUCCACCUGAACUGGGAUGCUUGCAUAGUUUAGAGCAGCACCUGAUCGCGUUGCAUAUUCCGUUCAUGAAGAUGUUGGCACUGCCUAAAGGAGGGCAGAAUGGAGUACAUGGACCGGUCACCUGUGUUCCAGCCAACAUUGUUCAGACCACCAAUGUGUUGCCGCGGUCAAGUAUGGAAGGCUCUCUCUUACAGGUCAAGCUGAAGAGGAAGUUGACCUACAAGGGACACUAUGAGUACCAGUUUGUGGAUACUCUACGUGUCAGGCAGGCGUUAGACUAUUUAAAGAGAACUAAUGUUUAUUAUAAAGACAUUGAGUUCAAUGAGGACUGGGUCAAUGAGUUUAACAGGCAGGAAGAUGAGGAACAGGAAGAGGAUGAGUCAGGCAGUGAGGAUGAGGCAGUGAAGGAGAAGGUUGAUGAUCAGGUUGUUGUAGAGGGCGAGGCUGCUCAUCAGGAACAUGGUGAGGUUCAGAAAAGGCCUGCAGUUGUUCAUGUUGUUGAGGAGGAAUCAGCAGACAUAAUUCAAGAUGAAAUGUUACAUGACAGACAGCAACACUGCAUGUUUCAGGACACUUGUCUUAUGCCUGUUGAUAUUGGUCAGGAGGCUCUAGACCAGUAUUUUGAGGACAUAGUCAAUGUAGCGCCUGCAGAGGGGAACAGUCCAGUCCGGAUGCUUUCUGAUAAUUCAAACGAAGCUAAGUGUUUCCCCGUGUUGUUUCCUUUAGGACAGAAGACCUUCCAUCAUGAGCGGAAUCAUGCUUUGACAUUGUCACGUUAUUUUAAUAACCGGAUCAUGCACGCCGAUGGCCGUUUUUCGCAGAAUGUUGAAUAUAUCUUUUUUGCUCAGUUCAUGUCUGAGAUGGACAGGGUGGUGUCUAGUGUUUCUGUUGCACUGCGUAAGGGAAAAGGUGAUCAGGGCUCUGCACAGAUUAGCCAGAGUAUGUUGCAGGACGAGGAGUCUCUGAAGCAGCUGCUACAGUUUGACGAGGGUUUCCGAUUCCUGAAGCCUAUUAGAGGGACUCCUGCGUUCUGGCAGUCUGUGCAGAAGGACAUCUUUGCCUGUGUCCGUCAGUUAGGCAUCCCUACGUGGUUCUGUUCGUUCUCGUCUGCAGAUCUGCGCUGGCAGAACCUUCUGACCAGCAUCCUGAAACAGGAAGGCAGAGUGCAGACGGUGGAGGAUUUGGAGUGGGCAGACAGGUGUGAGUUGUUGCGGCGUAAUCCAGUGACUGCGGCCAGGAUGUUUGAUUACAGGUGGCAUUGUUUUCUGAAAGAGGUUCUCAUGUCUCCUUCUGAGCCAAUUGGCAGAAUCAUCGAUCACUUCUACCGUGUUGAGUUUCAGCAGCGCGGUUCUCCUCAUGUUCACUGCUUGUUCUGGAUCGAGGGCGCUCCUAAAAUUGACCAGAACACAGAUGAGGAGGUGGUCGACUUUAUUGAUCAGUUUGUGACGUGCGAGCUGCCCUCAGACGACGAUACAUUAUUGGACAUUGUGUCGUCAGUUCAAACACAUUCCAAACGACACUCAAAGUCUUGUCGGAAGAACAAGACGACGUGUCGUUUCCAUUUUCCAAAACCUGCUACUACGCGUACAUUCCUUUGUAAGAUGAAGGAAUGUCGCUGUGACAAACAGAAGCUGAAGGAGGCCCAGAAGAAUCUUGAUUCAGAGAACAAGCUGGUCUGUAAGUGCUUUGAGAAGGAUAACCCGAUGAAGAAGGAGGUCGCAAAGGAGAUUUUGGCAUCUGUGAGCAAAGCUAUCAGGGAGGAGGAGCCAUUUGAUAGUGUAGAGGAGUUGUUUGCCAGUCGACACAUCAACCAGGAUAUCUUUGAAACGGCCUACAGGAGGUUGGAGAAGAAGACCAAGGUUGUUUAUAGGAGAGGCUUGAAGGAGGUGUGGGUAAACCAGUAUAGCAAGAAGUUGUUGAAGUGCUGGAACGCUAACAUGGACCUUAGCUUUGUCACCGACGCCUACGCCGUAAUUGUUUACAUCAUUUCAUAUAUUACGAAAGCAGAGAGAGAAAUUGGCCUACUAUUGAACAACGCCCAAAAAGAAGCAUCCAAAGAAGGAAACCUCUCUGCUCGAGAAGCCCUGAAGAAGCUGGGCAGUGUAUAUUUACACAACAGGGACGUUUGUGCCCAGGAGGCGGUGUAUAGGCUAACCAACAUGCACCUGAAGGAGUGUUCCAGGAAGGUGGUGUUUGUUCCAACAGGGGACAACAUCGUGAGGAUGAGUUUACCCCUCCAUGUCCUGAAGGAGAGGGCGUCAUCACAUGAUCUGAGCUCAGAUGACAUGUGGAUGACGAGCAUAGUGGACAGGUACAGGAACAGGCCUGAUGGUGGUGUGUUUGACAACAUGUGUAUUGCCACGUUUGCCUCGGAGUAUCGUGUUCUCACCAGGAAUGAAAUUUCACCAAACAGAAUCGAGUUGAAGAACAAACUGGGCUUCAUCUUGAGGAGAACACGAUCUCAGUUUGCAGUUGUCCGCUACAUGCGCUUCAAUUUGGACAAACAACGGGAGGCUUAUUUUCAGGGUGUGCUGCAGUUGUUCCUUCCUUAUAGAAGUGACUCAGAGCUGAAGCCCGAGGGCUUCCAGCUCUUUGAACAGUUCUAUAACGACGGUGAGGUGACGUUUGGCGACGGCUCCGUUCAUAGAGUCAAGGUGGUGGUGGAUGAGAACAGGGCCCAGUUUGAGAUCGAUCCUGAGAACCUGGAGCGUGCUGAGGAGAUCGCACACCAUGUCCACGGCCUUGAGGAAGACGCUUGGGGGGACCUGUGUCCUGAACAGGAGCUGGAACGCGACGAGUGUGCUGAAGAGUUGAGAGAGCAACAGGCAACAGAGAUAGCAGGUGAGCAGUUGGUGGAGGGUCUGGAGAACGUUCCAGAUCUGCAGGAACGUGGCCGACAGGUGGCCCAGUUAGAGAGAAACAGGCUGGUGUUGUCUCGUGCUGAGGGCUUAGCUCUAGUUCGGUCUCUGAAUGAGACACAGCAGGCUGUUUUUUACCAGGUGAGACAGUGGUGUCUGCAGAAGGUGAGGGGUGAAAACCCACCGCCUCUGCAUGUCUUUCUGACGGGCGGGGCGGGGUCGGGGAAAACGCAUUUAAUCAGGGCCAUCCAGUACGAGGCAGGGAGGCUGCUGUCAACACUUUGUGAUCAACCAGACGAGAUCUGUGUUUUGUUAACAGCUCCAACAGGAAUAGCUGCGUACAAUUUAAACGCAGCAACAAUUCACCACACAUUGAGCAUCGGCAAACAGUGUAGUUUACCUUACAUCCCUCUGGGUGAAGAUAAACUAAACUCUCUGCGAGCUAAAUUCCGUCACCUCCAAAUUCUAGUGAUUGAUGAGAUCAGUAUGGUGGAUCACCUUCUGUUGGCAUAUGUCCAUGGCCGCUUGAGGCAGAUCAAGCAGACUGGAGACUUUUCCCCGUUUGGUAACGUCAGUGUGAUCGCUGUGGGAGACUUUUAUCAGUUGCCUCCCGUUAAAGGGAAGCCUCUUUACAGCAGUCAGGUGGGUGUGGACCUGUGGUGCCACUUCAGUGUGGUGCAGCUGACCACGGUGGUGAGGCAGAAGGACAGCGUGUUUGCCGAGUUGCUCAACAGGUUGAGAGUGCGUUCCAGAGACACCCCCAUGUUAGAGAGUGACGUCCACAUCCUGAAGAGCUGUGAGACGGGCGAGGAGAGCUCAGCCUUGCACAUUUUCCCCACCAACCGUAAAGUGAAUGAGCACAACUUGAAGCAGCUGUGUCGGACGUGUCCUGAUCCUGUGACCAUUGAAGCUCAGGACUUCAUGAACAACAGGAGCACGGGGAAGCUGGAGUUGAUGGCGGGGCAUCACAGUGCGGCAUGC